Messenger RNA from Chlamydomonas reinhardtii, 1701 nucleotides. RefSeq lists its product as uncharacterized. The coding region runs from base 268 to 549 and encodes 93 amino acids. The transcript has 3 exons. NCBI's taxonomy places the organism in Eukaryota, Viridiplantae, Chlorophyta, Chlorophyceae, Chlamydomonadales, Chlamydomonadaceae. The record is from RefSeq and is a predicted model, not a curated record.
AAAUGUCGAGAAGCCUGUGAUGUCGAGGGCUCGCUACGGCGGGCGUCACAUUCGAAUGAGAAGCGCCAAAGCGGGCAGCUGCUCGGUGCAACGGCUUCGCCAUCGGGAUGGAGACCUUGUCCCGACAUAAAAACUUCGGGGGCCCGCACUGAACUGCAUAAUAGCUCCACAAGCCUCACAAACCCACACAAUACACGCACUUACGAGCAGUCAAAGCACACAAGGCCUGUAACUCACGAGUCGAGCUCUCCAAGAAUUCAAGGAACAAUGGCGACGACUGCCUCUUCCUCUGGUCUCCGCACUUCUGCUAUGGACAUCCAGAUGCCGGCAGCUCUGCGCUGCAACACGGCCACCACGCAAAAGCCCGCCCAGUCGUCGCAAACAGCGGCCGAUUCCUUCUGCUUCUAUGCCACGAGUCCCACUGCCGUGGCCUUCUAUGAUUUCUCGUGCAACAACAACACCAACAGCAACAUUCGCUCGGGGUCCUGCGGAGGCGCGGUCGGGAGUGGUGCGUCAUUCUUCGCUAAGCUCUGGGGCGCCUCGCACUAAGCGGCCAGCACGGCAUCCCGACUCGAUACUGGGCUUAUGGUACGGACGUUAUAAUGACUCACGAAACCGCGGACGCCGGAAGUGAGAGCCCGUCGUGUGGACACGUUCCGGGCGUGGCGGCUGACGACGGCGACAGCAGGGCAGGCCCCCAGGCGCCCUCUGCGCAGAACAAUUCAUGGAACCUGGAAUAGUCGUGGUUAGCAUCGGAGCCUGUGUGUGUAUGUGUGUGUGUGUGUGUGUGUGCGCGAAAGAGAUACAGAUACACUAUUGAUUGGUUAGGCGCGGCAACGGGGUCAGUGCCCACUUCGCCAGCACAUCUCGCCCCUGUUCCCGCUGUCGAGCCAUGAGCCACGCCCUGGAGAGGCAGGGCCUUCUCGCAGCCGCCCCAUCUUGUGCUUUGUACGGACUUAACUCGUGUGUGGCAUUGCUUGCGGGUUGUGAAAUACUUUGUGUCUUUCGCAUUGGUUGAGAGUACUGAGCGAGUCUGAGCUCGAGGUGACGGCAGUAGGUGGCUUUGUCCGAUGUGUGCACGUCCUGCCAUGGGACCACUCUCUCUCUACAUGACUUAUUAGCACAGACGGCUUGGUACUCAGCAAUCAAUUCAUGGUUAGGCCUCCGUCGGGUUCUCCGGUGCUGAUUGAACAGAAUUUGUUCUACGCCUGGGUGCGCGUAUGAUGAGCGUUUUUUUGUAUCUCUGGCGUUGCUGAGUGUUUUGCGGCUGUCGGGAGGCUAAGGGAGAGGAUACGGCUGGAUAGGACGUGUGUGCUAUCUGUGCUAGGAUAACCUACACGUCCAAGAGCUGGAGUUAGGGCCUAUGUGGCAGAGGCGCAGGAAAGCACGGGGCAUCGUUGACUAGGGUAGGCAGGGCAUUAUGUGAUGCGCAAUUGAGUGUAGACGCACACGUGCCGCACAUUCUAUGAGGGAGGUCGGGAUGGCGGGCGGUGAUGUACGAACUGCCCCGGACAGCAGAUGAUGUGAUGUCGCGCACAUGGGUCAGCAUUGGACGAGAGCUGGAAGACCGACAUGCUGAGCCUGAAGUCGAAAUUGAGUUGGCUUGGCUAGGGCACGGGUUGUGUGGGAAGACCAAUAUCAUAAGAGAUGCAUGAGGGAAUGCAUGGCUGUACCCGCAGCACUGUUCAACAAAUUCUGUGC